Molecule: messenger RNA, 441 nt
Organism: Pyrus x bretschneideri (Chinese white pear)
Lineage: Eukaryota; Viridiplantae; Streptophyta; Magnoliopsida; Rosales; Rosaceae
Exons: 2
Coding region: 1-441 (146 amino acids)
Source: RefSeq, a predicted model, not a curated record
AUGUCUUCUUUAAGGAGAGUGUAUAAACAGUUUGAGGAGCAACAGAAAAGAUUGUUGGCCAAUCUCGAGGAAGAUGGAGGUGGAGAUGAGGCUUUUGCAAUGGAGGAAAAUAAGGAUGAUGACCAUAGAAGGCAAAGGGCUUCACAUUCCCACUGUGUCAUGGAAGCUGUGGGUCAGAUAUCCAAACCCAGACGUGCUGCAAACUUCAAUAGAAAUAGGGAAAUACGAGAUCAAGCAUUUGCAGAUCAAGUGAAUGAGAUAAUGAGGACGGGAAAAUCAACCGUUCUUGAGUCCCCGAUGCGAUUUUGCUCCGCAAUCGAAGCCCUCUAUACAAAGGAGUACCUCCAGAAACUGAUGCAUAGGGAUUUGCGAAGGCUAUUGAGGAAUGGUGAGAUGCGAGGUUUCCCUGGCAUGAUUGGAAGCAUUGACUGCAUGCACUAG